AUGAGAGAACAAGGUGUUGCGUAUCUUCUUUGGUUAGGUUGUUGUAUUGGAUUGUUUGGAUUGCAUCGUUUCUAUUUGGACUCCUUUAUCUUGGGUAUUGUCUGGUUGGUUACUGGAGGUUUGUUCGGUAUUGGCCAAUUGGUCGAUCUUAUUCUGAUUCCUGGUAUGGUUGAUGGUUGCAAUCUCAAAUAUAACAAUCAAAAGCAAGUUGUCAUUACCACCACUGCUCAACCAGUUAUGGCCCAACAACCUGUCUAUGUCCAACAACCAGUCAUUGUUCAACAACCUAUUGUUGGGUAUGUUCCUCCACAAGCAUACGUUCAACAAACAGUUCAAACUACCACUGUUCAACAACAAUAUUAA
Messenger RNA from Naegleria gruberi, 363 nucleotides. RefSeq lists its product as uncharacterized. NCBI's taxonomy places the organism in Eukaryota, Heterolobosea, Eutetramitea, Acrasida, Naegleriidae. The record is from RefSeq and is a predicted model, not a curated record. Bases 1 to 363 code for a protein of 120 amino acids. The transcript is spliced from 3 exons.